AUGGCUACGCGGCCUCGCUCGCUCGACGUCUUGUUCGAGUUCGACGCGCCGCAGACGUUCACGGACCUUACCGCAACUUUGUUCCCUCUCCCGCCCGCUGAGACACACGACGUCUGGUUCGACGAGGUGCACGAGCAACAUAGCAGACCCAGUGUCGAGUUGGCGCGUGAAGUUGCGGAGGUCGUGCGAACGUUGCAGGAGAAGGAGCAGCAACAUAAGCCCGCGACAAAAAAGGACGCCUCUCGAAUACAAGACUGUGACCGAAACAACAACGAGAACGCCGGGCGUUCGAAUCGUCGACGCGGCGCAACUAGUGUGGUCCACGUGAAGCAGCUUGAACCCACCCGAAAUCAGGCACUGCACCUUCCACGAGCCAAUGACAAGCCACCGGCCGUGCAAAAGGACGUCCCGCCAGCAUCUCGAGCUGCAGUGGCUCUGGCUCGACGCCGGAAACCGCUUGUGGAUGCCCGUAGUCGACUGAAUGCGGGGAACCAGAGGACGGAGCCGAGUGAGAGGAAGGAGAUGCGGGACUUGCAGGAGCUGCUGAAGCGACACAAUAAGAAGUUCAAGGCCAGUCACACGUACGAGCCGCCGCGUCAUUCCGUGCGGGACGUGAAGCAGUGGGAGCGCGAGAUGGGCAAGAGUUAUUACGCGUUGUCGGCACAAGAGCGGGUCGAGGCGAACAAGGAGAUUGCAGUGUGGAAGCAGCAGCAAGAUGAGAAGAGACGCUAG
Messenger RNA from Peronospora matthiolae, 732 nucleotides. The record is from the annotation of a GenBank genome assembly. NCBI's taxonomy places the organism in Eukaryota, Oomycota, Peronosporomycetes, Peronosporales, Peronosporaceae.